Dalotia coriaria is the source of this 4227-nucleotide messenger RNA. RefSeq names its product structural maintenance of chromosomes 4-like protein gluon (gene glu). Lineage: Eukaryota; Metazoa; Arthropoda; Insecta; Coleoptera; Staphylinidae. Gene Ontology annotation, cellular component: chromosome; condensin complex. Gene Ontology annotation, molecular function: ATP hydrolysis activity; protein binding; ATP binding. Gene Ontology annotation, biological process: mitotic chromosome condensation. The coding region runs from base 109 to 4176 and encodes 1355 amino acids. The transcript is spliced from 8 exons. The record is from RefSeq and is a predicted model, not a curated record.
GUUUGUUUCACAACCGCUUUUUGAAGUAACGGACGCUGUGUCCUAAUUUGUGAAGUUUUAUUAAUUAAUUGAAUAUUUUAUGUGUUUUAUAUUAUUCUUGUUUUUAUCAUGGGUAGAAAAUCAAGACCGCGAGCUGAAAACGACGUAUCAAGUGAUUCCGACGAUGAGUUAAAUCUAUCUGAUGAAGAAGGAGCAGUAAGAGUGGAUGGCAUUUACAUUCCGCCAGCACCAGUUCCAUAUUGUAGUGUUGAAAACAAAGGUCCAAGAUUAGUGAUCACAAAAAUAGUGAACAGCUUCUUCAAAAGCUAUGCUAAUAAUGUCGUCCUGGGGCCAUUCCACAAAUCAUUUAAUUCCAUCAUUGGUCCUAAUGGUAGUGGGAAAAGUAAUGUCAUUGAUUCAAUGUUGUUUGUGUUUGGCUUCAGGGCCAAUAGAAUGCGAUCAAAGAAAUUGUCAGUUUUAAUUCACAACUCGUCGAAAUUUACGAAUGUUCCAAGCGCGACGGUUUCUGUACACUUCUGUCGAAUUAUCGAUAAAACUGAUGAGGAAUUCGAAGAUGUUCCAAACAGCGAAUUUGUUGUUUCGCGCACGGUUAAUAAAGAUAACUCAUCGUAUUAUACGAUUGGCAAUCGGCGAGUGCACUUUAAAGAAGUGGCGGUAUUAUUAAAAGAGAAUGGAAUUGAUUUGAAACAUAAUCGGUUUUUGAUUCUGCAAGGAGAGGUCGAACAGAUUGCAAUGAUGCCGGCGAAGUCGAAUGGUAGCGAUUCUGGUAUGCUGGAAUAUUUGGAGGAUAUUAUUGGGACUACAAGAUAUAAAGAACCGUUGCUUCAACUUGCCGAACGCGUUGAAGUUUAUUGGGAGAAACGCACGGAAAAGGCAAAUCGUUUAAAAAUUGUUCAAGAUGAAGUGGAAGUUCUUCGAGAACCUAUGGAGGAAGCUGUGGAAUUUCUUAAGCUAGAAAAUGAGAUUGCUAGGGAGAAGAAUGUUGUAUAUCAACACAAUAUCUAUGCUACGAAAGAAAACGCGAAAGAAGUAAUCGAAGAAAAGGAAGAAUUAGAAAAAGAAGUCGAACAAAUGAAGAGCAAGUUGGAUAAUAUCAGCAAACAGAAGAAGGAAAAGCAAGCCGAGUUACAAGACGUUGCAAAGAAAUACGAAGUCAUGGAAAAGCGCAAAGAAUCUCUAAAAGAAGCAUAUGACUGUGCAAACAGUCAGCAUGUCGAGCUGCAGGCACAAAUGCAACAGAUGAAUUCCGAUCGACACAAGUACAAAGCGCAGUUGGAGAAUGAAAAGAAAAAAUUGGAGAAAUACCAAAAGGAACCUAAAGAAAUCGAAGCAAAAAUCGCUGAUUGUGAAAAAGGAAUUGAGAAGUUAACGCCAAAAGUAGAAGAACUUCAAAAAGAGAAAAUGCAUCACCUGGCUACAAUGAAAGACCUCACCAAGGAUUUACAAAGUGAAAAGGACAUUUUAACCGAGGACUUGAAGGUUUUAAAGGAUGCUGUCACCGAAACUAAAACAGCUUUUACUGUAGCCGAGAGUGAAUUGAAAGUGUUGACAAGAAAUUCCGAUCAGGAGACACAAAAGUUACAAAAACUUGAAGCAACGUAUGAGGAAAUUCGCACUAAUAUCCAACAAUUAACUGAUGAAACAAAGAAAUUAAAUUCUGUGAUUCCCACUAAAGAAAAGGAACUACAGAAAGCUAAUAGUGAAUUACCAGGGAUAAAGGCGAAAGAAGAACAAUUACUGCAUCAUCUCAGGUCGACAAGGUCAAAAGUACAAGAGUCUAAAGCCGCUAUGCAAGCCUCCUCGAGUAAAAAUCGCGUUUUAGAUGCGUUAAUGCAACAGAAGCGCGAAGGGAAAAUUCCUGGCUUUUAUGGUCGAUUGGGUGAUUUAGGAGCUAUUGAUGCUAAAUACGACGUCGCCAUUUCCACUGCCUGUGGUCCCUUGGACAACAUUGUCGUCGAUACGGUAGAAACCGGUCAAUGGUGCAUAGAAUUCCUAAAAAAGCAUGACAUAGGUCGCGCUACAGUAAUCGUCUUGCACUUGCAACAGCAUUUAUUAGACAAAUGCAACACUGAAAUCCAAACACCCGAGAAUGCUCCGCGACUUUUUGAUUUGAUUCGUACUCCUGAUGCACGUUUUCGCCCUGCUUUUUAUUAUGCUCUACGUGAUACUCUUGUCGCGAAUGAUUUAGAUCAAGGUUCGCGGAUUGCCUACGGCGAGCAACGUUUUCGUGUUGUUACACUAAAAGGUGAAUUGAUUGAAAUCAGCGGUGCGAUGAGUGGCGGAGGUAAUCGGGCAAUGCGUGGUCGAAUGGGACAAUCCGUCCAGGUUGAAAUCAAUCCACAAGAGUUGGCUGAGAUUGAACGCGAAAUGUCCGAACAGGAAGGUAUAUUGUCUCAAUUGAGACAAAAACAGAAUCAAUUGGAAACUUUGGUUGCAACUGUGCAGCCAGAACUUCAUCAAAUGAAAAUUGCGAAUGAAAAGAUGAGUAUUGAGUUGAGAGGACUUCAGAAACGUGAACCUACUGUAGUUGCCCAAAUUAAGGAGCAGAAAAACAAAGUAAAACGUGUUUCGAUUAAUUUAGACAAAGUCCACAAGAUGGAGAAAGAAGUUGAGGAAAAAAAGUGCGCUUAUGAUGAAGCUGCGGAGAAAGCGCAGGUUGUACAAGAAAAAGUUGAUACAUUAACACAGGAGAUUAAGGAUAAAUCGCAGGGGAAAGUAAAAGUUUUAGAUGGGAAAUUAAAAGAAUGUAAUAAGAAUAUUGAUAAGCUAAAAACAGAAAUAACUCGUCUGAAAGUCAAUAUAAAUACAACUGAAAAAAAUGCGGUAAAAUCAGAGAAGUUAGUUGAGUCACUGCAAGAAAGUAUCAAAUCAGCGGAGAAUCAAUUGCUGCAGAUGAAAGCUAAACGCGAUGAGAUUGAAGCUGAUGCUGCCAAGUUUGUUAAAUUGAUAGAGGAUUUGUCGGCGGACAUUUUGGAAGGCACCGGAGAGUACAACGACUUGAAAAAUGACGUAAAAGAGCUGGAAAGAUGCGAAACAGGGUUUAAAUCUGAGAAAAUCGAACUGGAUCAAAAGAUGAAGACGCUAAAGGAAGCUUUGUAUGAGGUAGAGCAGAAAAUACGCGGGUUUCAAGCAAAAUUAUCAAGUUUAAAACUUCAAGAAAUCCCAACAGAAAUAACAGAACCAUUCAAAAAAUACACUGAUGAAGAACUCGAAAAGACUGAGAUUGAAAAAGUCCUCAAACAAAUCGGUUUAUGCGAAAUCCAACUCCGUAACACCAAACCUAAUCUUGCUGCUAUAGAAGAAUAUCGUAAAAAAGCCGCCUUGGCCGCCGAACGCUCCAGAGAACUCGAUGAAGUUCUCCUAAAAUGGCAGGCGGUGCGUGAAUGCUAUGACAAUCUACGCGCGCGUCGCAAAGACGAAUUCCUCGUUGGUUAUCGCAUCAUCAAAGGUAAACUCAAAGAAAUGUACCAGAUGAUAACAAUCGGCGGUGAUGCAGAUUUCGAACUUGUCGACACCUAUGAUCCAUUCAGUGAAGGCGUCCUACUUCGUGUGCGUCCACCGAAGAAGACGUGGAAACACAUUUCGAAUCUCAGCGGCGGUGAGAAAACCCUAUCCAGUUUAGCGUUAGUAUUCGCUUUGCAUUAUUACAAACCCUCACCUCUAUACGUCCUUGACGAGAUUGACGCGGCGUUAGAUUUCAAAAACGUUUCAAUCAUAGCUAACUACAUAAAAGAACGUACGAAAAACGCGCAGUUUAUCAUCAUCUCGCUGAGAAACGAGAUGUUUGAGUUGAGUUGUCAUUUGAUCGGGAUUUACAAGCCGGAUAACACCACGAUGACUGUCACGAUUGAUCCGAGGAAGUUUGACGGUGAGAAACAGGUGGAACAAGUCAGAGGACAACAGAAGGACGCAGAAGUUGAUUUGUCUCUUGAACCUACUGAGAUGGAAUCACUUUCUACAAUUGGUAGUGUUUUGGCGACAACAAACGGCACUGUAAUGGUUACACAAAAUACACAAGACCAAAACGGAAGAAAAAGUGUACCUGCGGAGGAAAAUGGAUUACCACCAUCACAAGAAGACAUCUUCGCAUCACAACAAUCACGCACAUCUGAAAUAUCUGACAUAAUUCCACCUUCACAGGAACAGGAACCCGAAACCAAUAUGGAGGUUGAUUAGGUAAUAAUAUUCGUCUGUGAACGUUUUUAAUUUAAUUUUUUAUAUACUGAA